GAUGGCAUCGCCAGUCGUUGGGUGACAGAGUGUUCGGAAGCAUGUCGGAGCAGCCAGAGAACACCAGCUACGAGCAGGAGUGCCAACGGGCGGAGUUGCUGGGCCUCCAGCCGCCGGAUCCCGAGGAAUUCGAGCGCAAGCGGCAGGCGAGAUUGGAGCACGAGUUGGCCGAGCAGGAGGCCGCCGAGGCGGUGCUGUUGGAGCAACAAGACGAGAGCCUUGGCAAUGUGGGUGGCAAGCUGGGCGAGCUCAAUAGCAUCCUGUCCAGCACGCAGCAGAAGCUGAAUCGCUUCAAGCAAACUGCCUGUGGCAGUCUGACCAACAUAUUUGCACGGGGCAGCUCGGGCUCGGUGGAUCUUUCGGCGGGCAUUGGUAGAUCGGGCUCAAUCGCCAGUCAGGAGGAGCGUCCUCCUGUCCAGGAACAACCGGUGGCCAAGCCACCGCCGACGGCUGCCGAGGUUAGCGCCGCCAAGGCGGCCAAGCAGAAGCGCAUGGACUCGCAGCUGGACAAGCUGGAUGCGCUGAUCAACCAGGCGGACAACGCUCAGAUAGCCAUGAGUGAGCAGACCCAGCAGAUGCGUCGCCUGGCCAAGUGAAGUGCCCCCAUCGAGCAGGUGAUGAUCCAUUGCUGAUCCGCAAGGCCCGCAUAAAAAAACAUUCGCUUGCUUUAUGAAAUGAUUCCAACUUUAUUUAUCCUCACUCUUCAGGUGGAUAACCGUCGCCUGAUUCUGGGCAGCCUUCUGUCCUCUUCUUUGUUUGGAUGAACACAUGAGUUUCGCUUAAAACUAAACACAAGUUGAGAUUACCCAAAGCGUCUUCAAUCACAUUUAUCGAGUGUGUGCAGACAGUGCGUGUCAUGACGACUGUCUGCAGUACCGUCUUUCAGUCCCGGCGCGCACUGCUCCUCCUCCUUACAUUCAUCCCGUUGACUUUAUAUAUACAUAUAAAUAGGUCUUUUAUAUAGUUUACAUCAGAGUUUUCAAAAAUAUAGAACUUUUUUGCGGUUAUUCGUUGACAUGCGUAGUUAAAAACAAAAUUACAAAUGUUGGACAAUAAUGGUUUUCAUGAAUUAUUUGCGUAACUAAAACUUAGUUUAUACAUUUUCUGUUAAAUCUUGUUCCUGCAAGCCAAUUUAAGCAUAUACAUAAAAUAUGUUUUUCGUAAACAAUAACUUUUUUUUGUUUUUUUUUUUUUUCGUUUUUAUACAUUUUUUUUUGGUAAGUCACAUUUUGGAAAACUUUUUGCUUUAGUUCUUUGGGAAUAUAUAAAAAUUGAAUAUUUUCAAUAUUUCAAUUUUACUUUGAAACUAAUACACUAAUCUCUAUUACAUUUCUUGUUAAGUUAGGUAAAUUAAUAGGGAACGUCAAAGUUUAAACAAAAGCAAAAAACUGUUUUUCAUAACAUGUACAGUGCGUUUCGCAGAUGUAAGGCAAAGACUUAUACACGUCGCAUUGGGCUUACAGUCACGAAACGCACUGCCUUUGUGCUAGUACAUACAUAUAAGGAAGCAUUGUCCACCACUUAGGAGUCGUUUAUCCAGCUAAUACUUGUUGCAAAACGUUUGUUAAACUAUAUAUAAUAUAUAUGAAGCGAUCGAGUCAAGCAAUAAAAUCAAAUCAAGUUUUUCUCCACAAAACAAAAAGUA
This is a messenger RNA of Drosophila yakuba, 1645 nucleotides long. RefSeq lists its product as uncharacterized. NCBI's taxonomy places the organism in Eukaryota, Metazoa, Arthropoda, Insecta, Diptera, Drosophilidae. The record is from RefSeq and is a predicted model, not a curated record. The transcript has 2 exons. The coding region runs from base 42 to 596 and encodes 184 amino acids.